Notechis scutatus (mainland tiger snake) is the source of this 4088-nucleotide messenger RNA. NCBI's taxonomy places the organism in Eukaryota, Metazoa, Chordata, Lepidosauria, Squamata, Elapidae. The record is from RefSeq and is a predicted model, not a curated record.
CGCGCGCAAGAGAGCCGCCGCCGGCGCCUGCCCUUCUCUCACCGCCGGCUCUGGGUUCUUAUGUGUCUUAUGUAGCUGCUUGGGAAGAGACGCCUCUUGGGAGCGCCCGCUCUUUCUUCCCGAUGGUGUGUGAAGCCGCUUCACAGCGACCUUCGCACGAACUGAGAUCGAAAAGGAACUAUUUUUAAAGCGGCGAAGAAGUCACGGUUUAGCCCUACGUUGCUCGGUCUCCUCUUUUCACCGUAAAGCCAAGCAGCAGCAGCAGCAGCAGCAGCAGCAGCCUCCACCGCCCUCCUUCAUCUCCAUCUCUUCAUUGAAGAAGAGUUUUACCCCGGACUGAAGAAAGCAAGGAACGGAAGGGCGGAGAGAGAAAGAGAGAGAGAGAGGGAAAGAGAAGAAAAGAAAAGAUCUUUCUGAGAGGCAGACUCGGAAAGAAAGAGAGACCAAGGGAGGGGUGACGCUUUAUAUUUUCGCCGUGGCGUGCUAAGUACUUGGCUCUUUAUUUAUAUAGUUAAAGAAAAAUAACAAAAAAAGGAAAAAUGGCGAAUGACUCUCCUGCAAAAAGUCUGGGAGAUAUAGACCUUUCCUCUUUGCGGGAUCCUGCUGGGAUUUUUGAGCUGGUGGAAGUGGUUGGAAAUGGCACAUAUGGGCAAGUUUAUAAGGGUCGACAUGUCAAGACAGGUCAGUUGGCAGCUAUUAAAGUCAUGGAUGUUACUGAGGAUGAAGAAGAAGAAAUAAAGCUGGAAAUCAACAUGCUGAAAAAAUAUUCCCAUCAUAGAAAUAUUGCAACGUACUAUGGUGCUUUUAUUAAAAAAAGUCCCCCAGGACAUGAUGACCAACUGUGGCUUGUUAUGGAGUUUUGUGGUGCAGGCUCUAUUACAGACCUUGUGAAGAAUACAAAAGGAAAUACUUUGAAAGAGGACUGGAUAGCAUAUAUCUCCAGAGAGAUUCUUAGGGGAUUGGCACAUCUACAUGCCCAUCAUGUGAUUCAUCGAGACAUCAAAGGACAGAAUGUAUUGUUAACAGAAAAUGCAGAAGUGAAAUUAGUGGAUUUUGGUGUUAGCGCUCAGCUGGACAGGACAGUUGGUAGAAGAAAUACUUUUAUUGGGACACCUUAUUGGAUGGCUCCAGAAGUUAUUGCCUGUGAUGAAAAUCCAGAUGCAACGUAUGAUUAUCGAAGUGACCUUUGGUCAUGCGGCAUUACGGCCAUUGAGAUGGCAGAAGGCGCUCCCCCUCUUUGUGAUAUGCAUCCAAUGAGAGCCCUGUUUCUUAUUCCCAGAAAUCCUCCUCCACGGCUAAAGUCCAAGAAAUGGUCAAAGAAGUUCUUUAGUUUUAUAGAAGGCUGUUUAGUAAAAAAUUAUAUGCAACGACCUUCUACAGAGCAGUUGUUAAAACAUCCAUUUAUACGUGAUCAACCAAAUGAAAGACAAGUUAGAAUCCAGCUUAAAGAUCAUAUAGACAGAACCAAGAAGAAGAGAGGAGAGAAAGAUGAAACAGAAUAUGAAUAUAGUGGAAGUGAAGAAGAGGAGGAGGAAGUGCCUGAACAAGAAGGAGAGCCGAGUUCUAUUGUUAAUGUGCCCGGAGAAUCUACCCUCAGACGUGACUUCCUGAGAUUGCAGCAGGAAAACAAGGAGCGUUCUGAGGCUCUUCGGAGGCAACAGCUGCUACAGGAACAGCAGCUCCGCGAGCAGGAGGAAUACAAGCGGCAGCUGCUGGCAGAGAGACAAAAGCGCAUUGAACAGCAGAAAGAGCAAAGGAGGAGACUAGAAGAGCAACAGAGAAGAGAGCGCGAAGUUAGAAGACAGCAAGAACGGGAACAGAGGAGGAGAGAACAGGAAGAAAAAAAACGAUUGGAGGAGCUGGAAAAAAGGCGGAAAGAAGAAGAAGAAAGGAGAAGAGCAGAGGAAGAGAAGAGAAGAGUGGAGAGAGAGCAGGAGUAUAUCAGGCGACAGCUAGAAGAGGAGCAGCGGCACCUGGAAAUUCUUCAGCAGCAGCUGCUCCAGGAGCAGGCCAUGUUACUGGAAUACAGAUGGCGAGAGAUGGAGGAACACCGACAAGCAGAGAGGCUUCAACGUCAGUUGCAACAGGAACAAGCAUAUCUUUUGUCACUUCAGCAUGAUCACAGGAGGCAGCAGCAGCAGCAGCUCCAGCAGCAAGAAAGGAAUAAACAAAACUAUCAUACCCCUGAACCUAAAUCCCAUUAUGAGCCUACUGAAAGGCCACGGGAGGUUGAUGACAGAUAUAGAAAGAAUAACCAGAGCUCCCCGGAAGCCCAGUCUAAACAGGGAAGCAAAGUGUUAGAUCCACCAGUGCCUUCAAGAUCAGAGUCCUUUUCAAAUGGAAAUUCCGAGCCAGUUCAGCCAUCAUUGCAAAAGCCAAUGGAAUCACAGGUACAGUGGUCUCACCUGGCAUCUCUCAAGAACAAUGUUCCCCCUGUCUCACGGUCCCAUUCCUUCAGUGACCCUUCUCCCAAAUUUGCACAUCACCACCUGCGCUCUCAGGACCCAUAUCCACCUUCACGCAGUGAAGUGCUAAAUCAAAGUUCUGAUUCUAAAUCUGAGGUACCUGACCCCACCCAAAAAUCUUGGGCUAGAUCAGACAGUGACGAGGUGCCUCCAAGGGUACCGGUGAGAACCACGUCCAGAUCACCUGUGCUAUCCCGCCGAGAUUCUCCAUUACAAAGCACUGGGCAACAAAAUAACCAGGCAGGACAAAGAAACUCCACAAGAUGCAGCAUAACUCAGUCCGCUAGUAACACACUGCAGAAACACAAAUCUUCAUCCUCCUUCACACCUUUUAUAGACCCCAGAUUACUACAGAUAUCUCCAUCUAGUGGAACAACUGUGACUUCUGUUGUAGGAUUUACUAGUGAAGCAAUGAGAUCAGAAGCAAUAAGGCAGGAUCCAACCAGAAAAGGAUCAGUUGUUAAUGUCAAUCCUACAAAUACACGGCCACAGAGUGACACCCCAGAGAUCCGCAAAUACAAGAAGAGAUUCAAUUCUGAAAUCUUAUGUGCUGCCUUAUGGGGAGUUAAUUUAUUAGUGGGGACAGAAAGUGGCCUGAUGUUAUUAGAUCGGAGUGGCCAAGGGAAAGUUUAUCCACUAAUAAACAGAAGGAGAUUUCAGCAAAUGGAUGUACUUGAAGGUUUAAAUGUCUUGGUGACAAUAUCAGGUAAGAAAAACAAAUUGAGAGUUUAUUACCUCUCAUGGUUAAGAAACAAGAUCCUUCACAAUGAUCCUGAAGUAGAAAAAAAACAAGGAUGGACAACUGUAGGUGAUUUAGAAGGCUGUGUACACUACAAAGUUGUAAAAUAUGAAAGAAUAAAAUUCUUAGUAAUUGCUUUGAAGAGUUCUGUGGAGGUCUAUGCCUGGGCACCAAAGCCAUACCACAAAUUUAUGGCAUUUAAGUCAUUUGGAGACUUGGUACAUAAGCCAUUAUUAGUGGAUCUUACUGUAGAAGAAGGCCAGAGAUUGAAGGUGAUCUAUGGUUCCAGUGCUGGUUUUCAUGCAGUUGAUGUGGACUCAGGAUCAGUGUAUGAUAUUUAUCUUCCAACUCAUAUUCAGUGUAGUAUCCAGCCCCAUGCGAUCAUUAUUCUUCCUAACACUGAUGGAAUGGAACUGCUUGUUUGCUAUGAGGAUGAAGGAGUAUAUGUCAACACAUAUGGAAGGAUCACCAAAGAUGUGGUUCUGCAGUGGGGGGAAAUGCCUACAUCUGUGGCCUACAUUCGAUCUAAUCAGAUUAUGGGCUGGGGAGAAAAAGCUAUUGAAAUACGGUCAGUGGAAACAGGACAUUUGGAUGGCGUAUUUAUGCACAAAAGAGCACAAAGACUCAAAUUUCUAUGUGAACGUAACGACAAGGUUUUCUUCGCCUCUGUACGGUCUGGAGGAAGCAGUCAAGUUUAUUUCAUGACUUUAGGCAGGACUUCUCUUCUCAGCUGGUAGAAACUCUCUAGUUUGGCAAGGGAUUGCUGUCCUUUGGAGUCUUCAUAACUUGGAAUCAUUUGCAACUGGAGUACAGACCUGCCAUGUUGCACUCUAAACAUGCUAUUGCGUGUGCCAGCAUCACUGGUGUUGGGUUCUUUUCAUUUU